UAUCCAUGGUGUUUGGGAAAACGGGAUUUUUUCUUUGCUGUUGAGAGAAAGGUUUUAUUUUGACAUAAGCAACUAUGGGACCUAAAAAGAAGGGAAAGAAGUCUGGCAAACUUGCCAAAAUGACAGAGGAAGAAAGAAUGGCUUAUGAAGAACAGAAAAACCUAGCAGAAGAAGAACUGAAAAAGAAGAAGGAAGAUAUGUUAACACAGUUUUUAAAAGAUAAAUUGGCCAAAGAGGAGAGAGCAACAAAGUUCAACAUCAAUAAGCUGAACCAUCAAUGGAGGAACAUCAUGAGAGAAAACAAGUCCAAAGAACUGAAAAAAGACCUGGAGAUUCUCAGUCAGACAUUUGAGAGAAUCGUAGACAGGAAGGAUGCCACCAUUAAAUCUCUAGCGAAGGAUUUACAGGAGGCUGAUGAACAAUACUCUAUGUCACUGAGAGCUCAUCUACAAAAUGUUGACAGUCUCAUUGAUCAACAGAAACUGAGGAUUAACAGUCUACAGCACGAGUAUGAGGAAGAGCUGGAAGUAAUCCGCGAGGAGUUUGACACAGAGCGCGCCAUUAUGAUUGAUCAGCAUGAUGUGGAGAUGAAUGAUGUAGCAGACAUCUUGUUUGCCAUGGAACAGAACUUCCAGGACAGAGAGAAUGAGGCAAAGUCGGAAUUCCAGAGCAUGACAGAUGAAAUCAGAAAUAAGCACAUGGAAGAGAAGCAUGGUCUCCACCACACUUUGCAGGAUAAACUGGAGUUUUACUGGAAGGAGUUCAGUAAUGCUCUCAAAAUGUAUCAGGAAAACAACCAGGAUCGUAAGCUCGCAUUCGAGGAACUCAAAGCCAAGGACGAUGAUUCAGCUCAAGAAAUAGACGCUCAGAUGAGGAAACUCACUCGCAUUUCAGAACAAAUUUCUCAGCUGAAAUCAAAAAUGGCAUCAAAUGCCAAGGAGUGUGAGGAAAGAAAUCGUCAGCUGAAAGAGGAAAGAGAGAAGAUGUUGGCACAUUUCCAGCAUUUAAAAUCCCAGAUGAAUAAGAUGAGAGAUGGAGAGAGAGACAAGCUCACUAAGCUUACCCUGGAGAGUAACUCGGCCAUUAAAGAACUGAAAAGACGUAUAGAAAAGUUACAAUGUAUAAUAAAAUUGGGUGAGAUGAGCCGUAAAUUUGAGACAGAGGAAGAAAAAGUUCUUCCAUUUUAUGCCUCAUCUUUGACACAGGAGGAACAAAAUGAUGUGAAUACUGCUAUUUUGGAGAAACCAAAUGAGGAACUAGUGUCUGUGAUGCAUGAGUACAGUGCUCUGGAAAAUUUCUGGAAGAGGUAUAACAAAGUUGGCCUGGAUAAGUUAGCUUUAGACAAGGAGAAACAGGGUCUGAUGGUGGAAAACCAACAACUGAGGACCCUACUUAAACAGUACUUAGAUGGAAUCUCAGUCAACGACGAAAUCCUCUCACAAGUCAACCCACUCUUCAUUGUCAACAACAAGACAAAUGUCAAAUUGAAUGUCCCAGUAACCGACCCGCGAAUUCGACGUCCUGUGGCCCAGACUGUCAUCGAAGCUUCUCAUGCCGUCAAAAAUAUCCUGCCUUCCUGAAAAUCUUUUUUGUCCUCAGUUUUUAUCAUGAAACUCAGAAAUACAGCACCUACACACUUGUUUACCAGUGUUGGCGUACUCAUUAACUUAUUAAGUGCUUUAAAUUGUGAUGUCUGUUUUGUUUACAAGGAAUUCUGGUUUUACUUCAAGCAUGUUUAUGUAUACAUUACAAUCUAGUUAAUAGAGGACCAAUGGUAUUUACACUUAAAUAAUCCACAAGUAUUAAGAUCAUGAUCAAAAAGUAACUAAUGUGUUCAAUAUAGAACUUAUACUGUAGACUAAAGGAUAACUUGCAUAAUACACUUGCCACUUGAUACAGUCAGUAUUCAUUAGAAAUGUUAUAAUUCCAGCAUAAUUUAUUAUACACAGUAUUUAGUUAUAUUUCACAGUGCCAAAUAUCAGACAUGCACUUUAAUGAUCUGAAUUUAUUUUUUGUAUUGUUUUACUGUAGAUUUUUUAAAAAUCUUAUUUAUAUUUUGCACAUAAAGAACCUUUAAUAUGUACAUCCCAAGUAUUUUGAGUUGAGAGAGUUGUAAGAAUCUUCAGAACUUAUAUCAUUUGAAGAGAACUGCUUUAUUGAUUUAUUUUCAAGAGUUUUUGCAAAUAUAACUUUUUUUAAUCAGUGUAAGAGUGGAUUUUUUUCCCCUGAUGCUUUAAUAUAAAACCUUGCCACUGCUUGAGUUUGAUUGCCAUAUAUAUCAACUGUGUUGGAACUUUCUUGCCGCUGUUCACUCUACAAAAGUGUGCUACAUGUUACCUUCAUCUAUAUUGUUUGUUUUAACUUGUUUUACAUGUCUUUUUUGUUGUGUAUCUGUUUUGUUGUGGUUUUUAUACUUUUUUUUUCAUUUAUACAAUAUCAUUUAUUAACAUAGAUCUAAUAAAGAAAAGAGUACUCCAUUUUA
Molecule: messenger RNA, 2482 nt
Organism: Saccostrea cuccullata (small rock oyster)
Lineage: Eukaryota; Metazoa; Mollusca; Bivalvia; Ostreida; Ostreidae
Product: dynein regulatory complex subunit 2-like
Exons: 10
Coding region: 75-1580 (501 amino acids)
Biological process (GO): axonemal dynein complex assembly; regulation of cilium movement; cilium-dependent cell motility
Cellular component (GO): axonemal dynein complex; axoneme
Source: RefSeq, a predicted model, not a curated record